AUGGGUUUUCGUUUACCUGGUAUGAGAAGGGCAUCAUUUAAUGCAAACCAAACAUCUAUAAAAGUUGUGGACGUGCCAAAGGGCUCUCUUGGAGUCUAUGUUGGAGAGGAAAUGAAGCGGUUUGUGAUCCCCGUUUCAUACUUGAACCAAUCUUCUUUCCAAGACUUGUUAAGCCAAGCUGAGGAAGAGUUUGGAUAUGACCAUCCCAUGGGUGGCCUCACAAUUCCUUGCAGCGAACAUGUGUUCUUAGAUAUCACUUCUCGCAUGAAUAGAUGCUAAUUAACACCAUGAAGAUAAGACUGACGCAGAUAGCUGCUAUUAACAUAAUUUUUGUAACACAAUUCC
This is a messenger RNA of Gastrolobium bilobum, 345 nucleotides long. RefSeq names its product auxin-induced protein 6B-like. Bases 1 to 279 code for a protein of 92 amino acids. The transcript has a single exon. Lineage: Eukaryota; Viridiplantae; Streptophyta; Magnoliopsida; Fabales; Fabaceae. Gene Ontology annotation, biological process: response to auxin. The record is from RefSeq and is a predicted model, not a curated record.